Molecule: messenger RNA, 2025 nt
Organism: Oldenlandia corymbosa var. corymbosa
Lineage: Eukaryota; Viridiplantae; Streptophyta; Magnoliopsida; Gentianales; Rubiaceae
Source: the annotation of a GenBank genome assembly
AAAUAAUAACUGUCUCAUCCCAACAUAUAUUUUUACAUUUUCAAUGCAUCUUUUUAUAUUUUUAAUACAAAAACACCUAAAAAGACAGACUGAAAACACGAUCCCAACAUAGCCUAAGUGGUCAAAGACACCGUUCUUGGUUAUCGCAUCACCAUUUCCCAGAAACGUGGUUGCUGAUUGGAUCCCCAACAGUUGACUAUCUUAUCAAUUACAUUUUGACAGCUUAAUUAUCUAUGCGGAUGAACUCAGAGUUUCUGCUCAGCUAAAGGGCAACAAGAACACAGCAAAAAAUGGAGGAAGAACUGGUUUCAGCUGAAGGAGAAAAGGGCCAUGAGAUUGUGAUAGUUGGAGCUGGAAUUGGCGGACUUGCUACUGCUCUUGCUCUUUACAGAAAAGGGUUCAAAGAUGUGGCUGUUUAUGAAAGAUCAGAGAGCCUCAGAGUUGAGGGAGCAGCAAUAGGAAUUUUCUCAAACGGGUGGCGUGCACUUGAUCAGCUUGGUGUUGGAGAUCAGCUUAGGGACAAGGCUAUUCUUAUGGAAGGGUAUUGCAAAACAUAUUAAUUAGUAGUUCAGUAUCCUAUAAUUUAUCUGAUAUUGCUAAAUGUAUAAUCAUUUAGUCCAAGAUUAAGUAAACCUUCUGUCUCCUUACGAGUUCUAUGGUUUGUUCAUUUUCACUACAACUCAGAGAUGAGGAUAUAUGGAUCAAAAAUGGAAGGAGCCGAAAAUCGCAUUUUCUGGAUGGUGAAGCUCGUUGCUUGAAAAGGAGAGACUUGAUAGACGCCCUUGCUAAUGCUUUGCCACCCAACACGGUACAAUUUGGAUGCAACACCGUUUCAGUAAAAAUGGAUCCUGAAAGUAUGUCACCAGCCCUUCAACUUGAUGAUGACAAGGCUAUUCGAGCAAAAGUUCUGAUUGGAUGUGAUGGAUCAAACUCUAAAGUGGCUGAGUUUGUUGGGUUGAAACCUGCAUCGUCGUUUCCCCUGGCUGCAGUCAGAGGCUUGUCCUAUUAUCAAAAUGGUCAUCCUUUCCCGCCUCUGUUUGUCCGAAUGAGGGGAGAUCAGGGAAAUGCAAGUUUGGUUGGAAGAAUUCCUAUCAAUGAUAAGCUGGUAUAUUGGUUCGUGGCUAUACAUUUGUCCCUGCAAGGACAAAAAUUUCCAGAUGAUCCAGAACUUAUUAAACAGGCUACAUUGAAAAUGAUAACCGGCUUUCCAGCUGAUGUUGGAGAAAUGAUAGAGAAAAGUGAUCUGGAAACGUUGUCCUUCACGCACUUGCGCUACCGCCAUCCAUGGGAGAUACUAGUUGGAAAAUUUCACAAAGGACCUGUGACUGUACUUGGGGAUGCAAUGCAUGUGAUGGGUCCAUUUUUGGGGCAGGGAGGUUCAGCUGCAUUAGAAGAUGCUGUGGUUCUUGCCAGAAAUCUGGCACAGAAACUCAAUCAAUCUGAUGGAGGGAGACUAAUUAUGAACCACAAGAAGAUUGAGGAAGCGUUUGAUGAAUAUGUCAAAGAGCGAAGGAUGCGAAUUAUGCGAUUGUCUACACAAACUUACCUUUUUGGUGUGAUUUUGGGAAGCACGUCAUCAUUUGUCAAAUUCAUUGCUAUUGUCAUAGUGAUUUUCGUGUUCAGAGAUCGACGUGCACAUACUAAAUAUGAUUGUGGCAAACUCUGAAGUUAAACUAAACACUAGAACUUGCAUAACGUUUUCAAUUAGGCUUUUCCUCUCUAUCAGGUUGCUGGUAAUUGCUUUUUGUCAAUGUCACCCUGAGGCAGCUUUUCUUAAGUUUUUCUGUAAGUUGCAGCGAUGCAUAAUGAAAAUCUUGCUUGUUUGGCUUUGGUAAAAUCAAGUGUGUGCCAACUGCCAAAUAACAAUUGGUUGAUCUUUAUUGAUGUAAGAUUCCGUUUCCUCGCAUUCUAGUGUUAGCAUGCUAGUGAGGGAGAUUUACUAGCUAUAACUCAACUUUUUUCAGAAUAAAAAACCCUGAAAUCUUUUAUUCAUAUAAUCAUAUUGACUUAUUGAGUACUUCCUCC